Plasmodium reichenowi is the source of this 642-nucleotide messenger RNA. Its product is annotated as ribosomal protein L43, mitochondrial, putative. The record is from RefSeq and is a predicted model, not a curated record. Gene Ontology annotation, cellular component: mitochondrial large ribosomal subunit. Gene Ontology annotation, biological process: mitochondrial translation. NCBI's taxonomy places the organism in Eukaryota, Apicomplexa, Aconoidasida, Haemosporida, Plasmodiidae. The coding region runs from base 1 to 642 and encodes 213 amino acids. The transcript has 2 exons. Gene Ontology annotation, molecular function: structural constituent of ribosome.
AUGUGUUCCAAUGGAGUAUACCAAUUAAAAAACAUUUUAUUAAGGUAUAGUGAGACUGGUCAUAGUAGUAGGAAUGUUCGUUUUUUCUUAAGAUAUCUGUUACAAGAAUAUAAAGAAGAAAACAAACAUUUAAAUUUCGAAAUUCAUCAUGAGCAAUAUGAAGAACCCAAAGUUAUAUUUGAAUAUAUAAAUAAUACAAAAUAUGAAAUAUCUUUAAAAGAUAUAAAAUCAAAACAUAUUGUUGAUAUAAUUAAUUUAUAUAAAGACAGUGCUGGAAAUAAUGACUACCUAAAGCACGGGGGUCCAAAGGUAUACUCAAACAGGAGAAGCAUACAGGGUUUGUGGUGUCCCAACAUUUACAGCGAACUAAAUGCUAUCUCAUACUUGAAAAAGAAAAAAAAGAACAACAUAAAAUUACCAAAAUAUACGAGAGAAAGCUUAAACUUAAAUCAUGAUGUCAUAAAAGGAUAUGGAAGGUGGGGAAAUGAAAAUUUAUUCCCAAAAGGUUUUGAUCAGAGAUAUUUAAAAAAUAUUUUCUGUUUCCCUUUUAAGGAUAGUUUACCAAAAAAAAUGGAGCAAAAUAAUGCUGUCGAAUCAAAAGAGGCACAAAUUAAUUCGUUUUAUAAAUUUUACAAAAAUUAA